UUUCAGGAAUCAUGGAUAGAGAGCUAACCCCGAUUUCAAGCCUUUCCCCGGAAAUCUCCAACUUCGCAAUUUGUGAAAGAGUGACUUUCAUGAAGGAAAUCACAAACGGUGUCAGUUUCGAUCUGACUGACACAUAUGGAGAAUCGAUCAGAUGUGUAGCUUUUGGAGCAGCUGGCGAAUAUUGUAAGCGUGAGCUUAAAUUGAAUGAGCUAUGCUAUGUGAUGGAUGGAAAAAUUCAAUUGAAGAGCGACGACUAUCCCAGCUACACAACCCAUGCAUGUGAAAUCAUAAUUUUUAAUGAGCACAACGUCAAGAUUAGACAGGAGGAUCCCGCGACCGACCAAAACGUUGAUGCACCACCUGCAGCUGUGACUCCAAUUGCAAAUCUCAACGAUUCGGUCGAUAAUUUCAAGAUCCAUGGAAGAGUAACACUCAUGGAUGAUAAACGCCGUCCAGAGAAAGUAUUCAGCUUCGAGAUCACGGAUGUUAAUGGUUACACUAUUCGAUGUGUUGCUUUCGGUGAAUUAGGCGUCAGGCUCUACGGAAGUAUUGCGAAGGAUCAGUCGUAUUACCUCACCGGCGGAAAAGUUAAAAAUGGACACACACUGUACAACCAAACUGGACAUGCAUUUGAAAUUAUACUGGAUGAAUUCCCCACGAUUGAACCUGCUCCAGCCGUGUUGACAGUCCCAAAAUUGAACCUCAAUAGGGUCAUGCUCUGCAAUGUCCAAAAUGAGCAAUACUACCGAAAGCCAAUUGACGUUAUUGUUGCUGUUGAAGAAAUCAAUGAUUUUCUCGAUGAUUACCACCCAAUAGAAAAUAAACCUCCAGUUUUGAGAAAUAUGGUGGUCAUUGACGAUUCGAAUUUUAGAAUUCGGCUUACUCUAUGGGGGUAUAGAGCUAUGGAUUCCGGAGUAGAGGAGUUCCAAAACAAAAUUGUGGCAUUCAAAGGAAUUGUUCCAACUCAAUUUGAAGGGGAGUUGUAGUUGAGCGUGACCCCUGGAACGAGAAUCGUUGUUCAACCUGAUGUAAAUGGAGCUGCUCAGCUGGAGGCUUGGUUCAAUGGAUACAAUGCUCGAGGCACUACAACUACAAUCAGUCAGAUUCCAUGAUUACUUUGUGACCUAGACACCCCUGAUUUGUAAAAAAAACUUGAUAUCACAAUAACAUAUUUCAUGAUCUGAACCACACAUCUCCUCCAGUUUUUAUACUUUUUGCACUCAAAUUUCUUCAAUACUUCUCAAAUAAUUCGUUAUCAAAUCUUGAAACAUCUUAAUAUUUCUUAAUAUUCCAAUUAUAUUGUGUUUCAGCUUCAAGGUCCCAUUUUGAUUAUUUGAGCGACCUCCACCCACAACUCCUCCAAUUUUUAUAAUUUAUUCCCACUCAAAUUACCAAUUUAUUUUACCUCAAUUCGAUUCUCAGUGUCUCAUUCAAUAUUCCAAAUAUGUAAUCCAACAUUCCAAUUUUUUAAAUUCCAAAUUAUCCAAACUAUCCAAAUUCCAGUAUUCUAAUAAAUGCACUUAUUAUUCAACU
Messenger RNA from Caenorhabditis elegans, 1533 nucleotides. It is a transcript of the gene R03H10.6, whose product is annotated as Replication protein A OB domain-containing protein. The record is from RefSeq and is marked reviewed. NCBI's taxonomy places the organism in Eukaryota, Metazoa, Nematoda, Chromadorea, Rhabditida, Rhabditidae. The coding region runs from base 12 to 986 and encodes 324 amino acids. The transcript has 5 exons.